CUUUAUAAGCGACUGACACGUUUACACGCGAAGUUGUGAGCGUCGUAAUACAUUUACAAAAAAUAGACUGAUUAGAUUACAAAAAAUUUUUGUUUUUUCCUAGUAUUUUUAGAAAACACUAAGGAUGGUUGGAAGAAACGCUAAACGUUUGCUUAAAUAUGUUUCCGAACAAACUCUUUAUUCAACGAGAAAUUAUGCAACUGCGAAGAGAGUGGUUGCAGCAAAACCUGUGGUGGAAAUGGACGGAGAUGAGAUGACUCGUAUUAUUUGGGAAAAAAUUAAGGAAAAACUGAUAUUUCCAUAUGUCAAGCUAGAAUGCCUUUAUUUCGAUCUGGGUCUGCCGCACCGUGAUGCAACUGAAGAUCAAGUAACCAUUGAUGCAGCUCACGCCAUUCUCAAACAUAACGUCGGUAUCAAAUGCGCUACCAUAACACCCGACGAACAACGAGUUGAAGAAUUCAAACUCAAGAAAAUGUGGCUAAGUCCUAAUGGAACCAUCAGAAAUAUUCUCGGUGGUACCGUAUUCCGCGAACCCAUCCUCUGCCAGAGCAUUCCCCGUGUCAUUCCUGGAUGGAAUAAAGCCAUAGUUAUUGGGCGUCAUGCUCAUGGGGACCAGUACAAGGCUCAAGAUUUUGUUAUUUCAAAACCCGGCAAGGUGGAGAUGGUCUAUACAGCCAAAGACGGUUCUGUAGAGAAAUUUUUGUUGUAUGAUUACAAAUCCCCUGGCGUCGCUAUGGGCAUGUACAAUACCGAUGAAUCUAUCCGUGCUUUUGCACACUCCAGUUUUCAGGUUGCAUUGCAAAAGCAAUGGCCAUUAUACUUAUCAACAAAAAAUACGAUCCUCAAACGAUAUGAUGGCCGUUUUAAGGAUAUUUUCCAAGAAAUUUAUGAAAGCGACUAUAAGAAGAAAUUUGAGGAUGCGAAGAUCUGGUAUGAGCAUCGUCUAAUCGACGAUAUGGUAGCGCAAGCUAUCAAGAGCUCGGGUGGCUUUGUGUGGGCUUGUAAGAAUUACGACGGCGAUGUUCAAUCGGAUAUUGUCGCACAGGGUUACGGAUCACUAGGGAUGAUGACCUCCGUGCUGAUGUGUCCCGACGGGCGCACGGUGGAGUCGGAGGCCGCGCACGGCACGGUCACGCGCCACUACCGCAUGCACCAGCAGGGCAAGCCCACUUCCACCAACCCCGUCGCUUCCAUCUACGCCUGGACGCGGGGUCUCAUCCACCGCGCCAAGCUAGACGGAACACCUGAAUUGGCGCAAUUCGCCAACGCUUUGGAAGAGGCUUGUGUGGAGUGUAUAAACAGCGGUAAGAUGACCAAGGAUCUAGUCAUAUGCAUUCACGGAAUGGCUAAUACAAAGGAGGGAAUGUACUUGAACACGGAAGACUUCCUUCAGGCCAUCGCAGACCAACUUGAGCGUAAACUUACCAAGUGAUUAUUUGAAUUAGACGUUCACGAACAUGUAGCUAAUAUGAUGUAAAAACCUUUUUAUUCUAAUUAUUAUUUCAUAUUUGGUGCUUAUUAUUUUAUUUAGUGUUAUUGCUACUUAAAUCACAUAACUUGUAACAUAUUGAAUCCACGAAAGUAUAAUUUAAUUAAUUUAAAAUGAUAUAAUAAUAUUUUAAAUUGAUUUGAAUGAUCUUCAUAGUAUGUGAAGAUAAGUUAUUUCUCUGGGUGCAGGUGCUAUUGUUACAUUAGAAGGCUCAAAGAAAAACAUUGAUGCAAUGUUUGUAUAUACUUAUAGAUAACUUUAAAUGCAUUUAGCAGUACAAUGAAAUGAAUCCACCGCUUAUUCCACUUGUUUUGAAUGCACUUCAGUUGUAUCUUUUUAUAUAAAAGAUUUAUUACAUUG
This is a messenger RNA of Vanessa atalanta (red admiral), 1849 nucleotides long. Its product is annotated as isocitrate dehydrogenase [NADP] cytoplasmic-like. Gene Ontology annotation, biological process: isocitrate metabolic process. The transcript has 9 exons. NCBI's taxonomy places the organism in Eukaryota, Metazoa, Arthropoda, Insecta, Lepidoptera, Nymphalidae. The record is from RefSeq and is a predicted model, not a curated record. Gene Ontology annotation, molecular function: NAD binding; magnesium ion binding; isocitrate dehydrogenase (NADP+) activity. Bases 125 to 1432 code for a protein of 435 amino acids. Gene Ontology annotation, cellular component: mitochondrion.